AACAGGUUAGAUAAAGAUAGCAAAGGGGAUUCCCACACAUAUCUUCAUGGUGGAAUAACAUGUACAGAAACUGCAAUAAUUUCCAGUGAUAAACACAUCACCAAUAAUAUAUAUGUGAAAUCAUGGACAGAGAAGAUCGUAGACGAUUCUUUGUCAUUGGGUCUGUGUUUCUAGAAGUUGUUACUCCUGUGUUUAGACGUCAACUAGAGAACAACUAUAGAAAAGCUGGAUUUAGUUGUCUGCAAGAUUUCUUAAACAACCAACCAGUAGUUCACACCUUAUUCCAUUUAAAUCACAGAUAUACAUGGUAUUGCUGUGUUGAUAGCCCAAACUGUAUUGCCAGACAACAACUUCCACUGUACAACUACCAAUGGAAACUGUUGUAUACAGAAAAUCCUGGACCAGGUAAUCACCACUGUCACUGUAAAUAUACAGCUAAACCUGUUCAUCUUGAUGAACUUGAUAUCACCUUGAUGGGACUUAUCCUUGUCAACUGCUUCACCCUAGGACCAGCUGAAGAGCAGGCAGUCAGGUCUCUCAGGCAAUACAAGAAUGAUUAUCUUAGCCAUAACACAAAUUGUGGCAUAACGGAGCCAAAGUACAAUUCACUGUGGCCAGAUCUUACAUAUCAUGUCCUUCAGCUUGACCCCACCAGACAGAGUGACCUUGAAGAUAUGAAGAACAGACCUCUUGAUGAACAACUUUGUAAACAAUACUACAUACAUCUUUUAGAUGCCAACAAAAGAUUUGAAGAGAUUGGCGAUUCACUUCAAGAGAUGAAUACUUCUGUACAAGGGAUAAGCACAAGUGUACAUGGGAUAAAUACAUCUUUACAAGGAAUAGGGUGGAAUCUUCAUGGCCUAGAAAGAUCAGUACAAGGAGGAAACACGACCCUACAAGGCCUAGAGAGAUCAGUUCAAGGAGGAAACACGACCCUACAGGAAAUGAACUCAUCUAUCCAGACAAUAAAUACAGCUGUGCAGGGAAUACCUGUGAUGAAUGAUGCAAUACAGAAACUUGUCUACUAUGCUGAAAAAGGAGUCACUGGUACAUGUAUAAGACAAAAUCCUAAUAUUCAAAGUAAAAGACAAGAAAGAAAAUCCUACAAACUAGGACAAGAUAUCUUCUACCAACAUCUCCAAUUCACUGUACAACAUGUACACUGUACAAAGAGGUUUUGCAUUGGUAACAAAGCUGUGAAAACAGAUGCUGGACAAGUGGCCUAUAUACAUUGGGAUAAUUUAUCAAUAGAUAUUUAUAAUACAGAUGGUUCACAUGUUGAUACAAUACCACUACAGGGUCAGCCAUGGGAUAUUACUGUAGUCAACAACUCUACAGUAGCUGUUACACUGCCUGCCUGUAACAGUAUAGACAUAUGGAACAUACACAAUAAACAGAAAGUGAAAUCAAUACAAUUAUCUAUACCAUGCUGCUUUGGCAUCACAACUACAAACAGCAAGUUAGUAGUAGGCUGUUGGGGAAUAUUGUUGAUCAUAGAUCCUCAGACAGAGAAGGUGGAGAAGACCAUUGAUACUGGUUAUUAUCUUCCUAACAGACUGUGUGGUUCUGAUGAUGGUAUAUUUUACACAGAAGGUAAUUAUUACCUGUACCAUUACAGUCACUCUAACAACAAGAUUUCCAAAGUAAAGUUACCAUCACAGCCCUGUGAUAUGACCAUUCUACAAGAUGGCAGUGUGUAUGUGUUAUGUGAGGAUAGAUCAGUACAACAUGUGUCAUCUGAUGGAAAGAAGUAUACACAAGUUACUACAAAAGGACUAACAUCACUGGAAUACCCAUCUAAAAUAAGUUAUAAUCCAGUACAAAGGAAACUGGUCAUUUCAGCUUUGAACUCAAUUACAGUAUUUCAACAAUACUAAGAAAUACAAUAUGUACAUGUAUAUGCACUCAAAUUCAAUUUAUUUCAAAAACACAUUGUACAUGUGGGAAGAUCUUGAACAUGAUCCAGUAAGAGUUGUCUUUCAUUUCAGGCGUUUAUGUGAUUAUUAAUACAUUAAAUGUGGAUUCUUUACAGAAUAAAUCGUAUUAAAUGAA
Molecule: messenger RNA, 2052 nt
Organism: Mytilus californianus (California mussel)
Lineage: Eukaryota; Metazoa; Mollusca; Bivalvia; Mytilida; Mytilidae
Exons: 5
Coding region: 123-1877 (584 amino acids)
Molecular function (GO): protein binding
Source: RefSeq, a predicted model, not a curated record